This is a messenger RNA of Oreochromis aureus, 7870 nucleotides long. RefSeq names its product microtubule-associated protein 1Aa (gene map1aa). The record is from RefSeq and is a predicted model, not a curated record. Gene Ontology annotation, biological process: microtubule cytoskeleton organization; axonogenesis; dendrite development. Lineage: Eukaryota; Metazoa; Chordata; Actinopteri; Cichliformes; Cichlidae. The transcript has 6 exons. Gene Ontology annotation, cellular component: neuronal cell body; microtubule associated complex; dendrite. Bases 431 to 7567 code for a protein of 2378 amino acids. Gene Ontology annotation, molecular function: microtubule binding; actin binding.
ACUGACAGUAACUACACGUGAGGCCGUGGACUGCAGCAUAUCAUGCCAGCGAAUUCUCCAGUAUCAGAGUGAUGUCCUCCAGACGGUUGUGUUGGUGAACCCAUCAGAGGAAACUGCUGUUUCAGAGACUCGCUCACUGAUCACCGACUCUGCUGCAAAUAAGUUGCUGAUCCUGAGCGGCCAGAGCUCUGAGCAAGGCGGUGACAUCCAACUGCAAAGUGGAGCCUUCACCUGGCAACAUUUCUCCGACAUCAUCUCCAACCCUGAAGUGACUGAAGUCCUGUCCAGGGCCUCUUCUGAGCAACCGUUGAAGCUUACCGUUUCCUGUCAGGGAGAAGGGGGCUGGAGCUCCCUGGGCCAAAGCCAGGAGCAGCAGUCACUCCUAAAUCUUCUGGAAUACCGCCUGAACCCCGAACCCCACCUCCCCAACAUGGACGGAGUCACAGAGUUUACAGAGUAUGUUGCAGAGACAGUGGAUGUGCCGUCACCCUUUGACCUUCUGGAGCCCCCAACCUCCGGUGGGUUUCUGAAGCUGUCCAAACCCUGCUGCUACAUCUUCCCUGGAGGCAGGGGAGACUCUGCUCUGUUUGCCGUCAAUGGAUUCAACAUCCUGGUGGAUGGUGGGUCUGAGCGGAAGUCCUGCUUCUGGAAGCUGGUUCGGCACCUGGACAGGAUCGACUCUGUCCUGCUUACCCAUAUUGGCGCAGAUAACCUCCCUGGCAUCAAUGGGCUGUUCCAGCGAAAGAUUGCUGAGCAGGAGGAAGAGAGGAACCAAGACUCUGGCUCCAGCAGCAGCGGUGACUGGAUGAAGAACCUUAUUUCCCCCGAGCUCGGGAUUGUGUUUUUCAAUGUCCCGGAGAAGCUGCGGAUGCCCGAGUCCACCCUUAAGGUAAAGCGAAGCAUUGAGGAAGCAUCUCUGACACUGCAGUACCUCAACAAGCUUGGCAUCACACCAGAGCCUCUUCAUAGGGUAGUAAGCAACACGACUGAACCUAUCACACUGUUCCACAAGCUUGGUGUGGGAAAGUUAGACAUGUAUGUUCUAAACCCUGUAAAAGAAAGCAAAGAGAUGCAGUUUCUAAUGCAGAAAUGGGCCGGAAACAGCAAGGCCAAGACAGGGAUCAUGAUGCCGAACGGAAAAGAAGGAGAAAUAUCGGUCCCCUAUUUAACGUCAGUCACAGCUCUCAUCGUGUGGAUUCCUCAUCGUCCGACAGAAAAGAUAGUCCGUGUGCUUUUCCCAGGAAAUGCACCACAGAAUAAAAUAUUUGAAGGCCUAGAGAAACUAAAGCACCUGGACUUUCUGCGAUACCCAGUGGCUACACAAAAAGACAUAUCAUCCGGCGCACCACCUCCCAUCAUAAAACAAACCAAAAUAAGAUCAAGAACUGAUAGCAAAGAGAGUCUGAAAUCUUCGCCCAAACCACAUUUGAAAACAACUAAGAAAGAAGCCAGUGGACCGGAGGAAGAGUCAAAGAGCGAUACCGGCAAAGAAAAUAAGGCUGAAAAGAAGGAAGAGAAGAAACCCAAAAGUGAAAGUCUAAAAGCCACCAAGCAACAGAAAAACAGUGAAGUAGCCCCUGGAGUUAAGAAGAUGGAAAAAAAGAAAAUAUCAAAGGAGAAAGCUGCCAAGCAAGAGAAAGCAUCAAAGAUGGAUGAGAAAAAAGACAAAGAGAAAAAAGAAAUGAAGAAAGAGAAACGCGAGGUAAAGAAAGACGAGAACAUACGAAAGGAGGAGAAGAAAGAAAGCAAAGCCAAGGAGGACAAAAAGAAAGAUCCAAGUAAACCUGAACUGAGAAAAAUCACAAAACCAGACCUGAAACCUUUAACCCCUGAGGUGAGGAAAACUUUGCACAAGGCCAAGACUCAGACUAAACCUAAAAGCGACAAAAAUAAAGCAGUGAAGGAGGAAGCGAAUGAGAAAAAACCAGUUUCAAAGAAUGUGCCUGAAGAGGUUGAGGCAGCAGCUCUGGCUGACAGGUCCAUUGUGUCCUCACCCGAAGACCUCACUGAGGACUUUGAGGCAUUGAAACAAGAGGAGCUGUCCAAACACAAGACAGAACUAAUCCAGAACGAUGUCAUGCCUGAGCUAACAGUGCUCUCUGACGCUAAAGUUUCUUCCUUAGUUUUCCCUGAGGAAAAGGUCACAGCCUCAACCACUGAGACAAAGUCUGCUUCGCCCAAAUCUCCAGUCAAACAGGAAGAACAGGUGGUGGCGGCUACUCAAAAGAAGAACGACGGCAAUGAUGGUCCCAAUAAAAAGUACGAAGAGGAGAAAAUGGAAAAAUAUGAUAAAUACUCCAUAAAAGAUGAUGUAAAAGAUAGAUCGAAGAAGAGCGAGAGCUCAGAGGAAGAGGGCGAUGUAAUCGAGAAAGCUGAACUUGAAGGGACAGAAGACGAUGAGGUCCUGAAGUAUAAAACCGAGGAGGUGAAAAAGGAAAAAGCAAAGGAGUGGGACACCAAGCCAUCGGAGCAAAAACCUUUACCAACUGCACAGGCAAUAACAGCCUCUGCCUCAGAGCAGUUCUCUUUUAUCCAAGAUGAAACCAUACCCGGAUACUCUGAGACUGAACAGACCAUCUCUGAUGAGGAGAUCCACGAGGAUACCGAGGACAGGAUUCCACAGCUGCGCUAUGAUGUGGGCUCUUAUGACAUCUCUGUUCCUGACGUUCCCGGCACCUUUGAUUCGAUGCAUGGUAUAAAGGAGCUGAAGAGCUCCGCUAUAUCUGACGUUGCCGAUGUCAAACACAAAGCCUUUAUGGGAGGUCCCGAACCAGAGCUUGCGCCUUACCCCACCAUCAUUGCUGCUCCUCUUGCUGAAGAGGAGCACAUCUCCUCAGCCACAUCCAUCACAGAAUAUGACAAACUGUCAUCCUUUGCCACAUCUGUAGCUGAAGACCAGUCCGUUGCCUCCGUGACAGCGCCCCAGACUGAGGAGGCUGGGCGGAACUCUCUCAUGCUGGAUACCAUCAACAGCAUCCCCUCACGUGCAGAGGCUGCCCAAGGGAAGGACUAUCUCCACUCAGCAGGAACCAUCUCACCCACCUCCUCUCUAGAGGAUGACAAGUGUUUUAAGUCUCCUUCCUCUGAUGAGUACCAGCCCCACAUCCCUGAGAUUGAGGGUGAGGGGAAUGUCCCAUCAGUCCAGGAUGAAGAAGAUGAUGAUGAGGACGAGGAUGAAGACCAGACCCCAAACGUUGACAUCCCUCUUGGUAAACUUCAAGAGGGCUACGAACAUGCAGCCUCUAUGAUGCUCCAGGAGAAGGAGAAAUCGCCCUCGUCCACUUUUUCUCCUUCUCCAUUCUCCACUACACAGUACUCACCCUCACAGUCUAUCAAAGAAAACCUCUUCACUGCAGAGGGAUUUAAGACUGGUGUUGAAAUAAAGCCUGUAUCACCCCCUCCUUCAUCAUUCUCCCCAGGGCUAGAGUCCCACUCCAGGCAGGAGAGUGAGGAAAGAUGCCUCAGUCCGGACGAUAGCACCAUGAAACUUGCAUCGCCCACACAGUCUGUGCCUACCAGCAGCGGCUACUCUCCGACAGAGGAGAAGCCCUUUAGGACAGAAGACAGAGACGAGGCAGUGACCAGCACGAAAGCUGACAUCCAGAAAACAGAGAAAUCAGUCACCAUCUCAGACAAUACCUCCUUCAUUGGUGUGUCAGGUGACAAGACCAUGUUUGAAGCAUCUGAAGAAUCUGAUGACGAUGAUGAUGACGAUUAUUAUGCCAAAAAGGAUCUACAGCCUACAGUUAAGGCAAAGCUUAUGGAGGCCAAAGAGGGUUGCUUCUUGGAUGAUGACUUUAGCUUUGAAGCAAAAUCUGCAGGAACUCAAAAGGAAGUUGUGAGCUCAGGCAAAACGAAUGUGGCCUUUAGCACAGAGGAGAAACCCAAACCUCACGUGACGUAUUCGGACAAAGAUGAAAAAGAUGAUGACUUUCCAGUUAGGGUAGGGUCUCAGCCCGUUUUGAGUGAUCGUGCCGAAGCUGACAUUACAAAAGACAGCGCAGAAAAAACAGACAUCAUUAUUAAAGAGCCUGAGAAAAGUGUUCAGUUCAAUCUGUAUGAGUUUCCCGAGAAGGAGGGUAAAGUAAAGGCCUCGUAUGUAAGACAAGACACUCCCUAUGUGCACGGCAAAACGUUCUCUUAUAGUGACAUUUACGACAGCAAGACAAGCUCAAUUGACUCUGACUCAUUUCGCCAGGAGUCCUUAGAGGUCCUUAAAGUGGAGAAAGACGUAGCAAAGGACAGCGUGGAUCUGCUGAAACAUGAGCCGCCCUUCACAGUCAGGGAUAAGAUGUCAGAAAACGAGGGAUUUGCUGUUUCUUAUGGAAAAGAGUCCUCAUCGUGGCUAGACUCCAAGAGCACUCCAGCUACGGCUCAAUUUGAGAAAGAGGUGAAAGAAAAGGAGACAUUCGAACACAGUGAAAGUAGUCGAUUCCCUUCAGUGGCUGACAGACCCGAGGCAUGGACCACUUCUUUGUCAUCAGAAAAAGACGUCAGAGUCCCGACUGAUAGCACCGAGGCCUCAGCGUUGGGUGUAGACAAGCUAGCUGCCUCGGCCUACAACGAGAAAGGUGCGUGCUUGGAGAUUGAUAUGCGAAAGCUAACGGCAAGAGACGAGGAGGACUAUGAUGAUGAUAUUGUUGAUGACGACGAAGAAGAGGAAGAUGAUGAAGAGGAGGAGGAAGAGGAUGAAGGUGCUGUUGAUUCUGAUAUGGAGAAAGGUGCCAAAGAGAAAUCUGAAAAGGAAGUGAAAAGUCCAGUCAGUGAAACGCUUGGCCAAGACAAGCCUGAGUUCAUGGUUUCUAUGGCUGGAUAUGGUUACAGCGGUCAGGGGAAGCCGGUUAUUACAGAAAGCAGCUCUAGCUCCCUCGCAACGGUCGAAGAUAAAGCCAAGACCGACUCGUCAUCGGUAAGUGGAAAACCACUGGAUUUAGGAGCUGCAGGUUUCUCUAGCUACUCAUCGGGAUUUGAAUACAGCAGCGGAAGUGACGAGAAGGAGUCAUUUGUGUCCAGUCAAAGCUCAGACAAAGCAAGAGACAACUUCACCUUGAAAUCAACAGACGGCAACUAUUACCAGAACGACAGAGCCGAUUCUGAUUUUGAGAAACAAAAGACACCAGAUCUUCUAAGUAAGAGAUCGCUGGACACAAGCUUCCAGUACACCACAACCACCGCUGCCCCUGGGUUCUCCUCCUCUUCGGCGUACAGCUACUCCUCCUCCACCUCGGGGUCUCUGUCCACCAGCCGUCAGUUCGGAGAGGAGUUGGAGACACCUGCCUCAGCCGAGCCUCUCUUUGAGUACUCCUCCUUCAAAGAUGAACACUCACCCGUUACGGAUUCUCCAUUCUCCAGCUCUGCUGUCGCAAAAGAUGACUAUUUAGAAGUGACUGAGAAAGAAAUUACGGCUACGAGCACAGCUGAGACUACCUCCGGUUUGGCCCGCUUCUCACCUUUCAGUCCUUUUGAAGAGGUUAAAUCCUUCCCCUCCCUCUCGUCCAGUACCCUUACUGAUGACAAGAAGGAGCACACGACUUCAUUAGGUUCAUUAGGUGGACUAACAGAUAAAGUCUCUCAGCCCGAGUGUUUCUCUAAGCCUGAGUGGUCUGAAGGGUCCCAGCUGGACACAGCUGUUGGAUUUGGGGCCACAGCAGCGUUGCCAUUCUCUCAACUUUCAGAUUUCUCCAAGGACAAGGAGGCAGCUAGUGCUGCUCUGUUUGGCGUCACGUCCUCGCCUCGGCCAGACAUAGAAGGCAAACAUUACUUUGAGGAGACCGAAAGCAGCGAAGAAGAGGACGAGGAAGCGUAUAUGCGUGAGAUGACUCGGAGGUCUCCUUCUAGUGGCCUGGCUAGUAGCCUUUUAUUUUCUGACAAGCCUGUUGCUCCACCCAUCGCUGAAAAGCCAGGAGAUGUGCUUCCAGAUGUUCUUGGCUCCUACACUCCCUCAACGCUUCAGACCAGCAAGCCAGACACAGUGAACGGGCCCACGGAGGUCAGCACGAGUUCCAUGCUCCCACCUGCAGCAGCAGUAACUGGUGCAGCUUUAGGCUCAGCCAAGCUGGUGUCACAUGAGGGAGCGGCAGGUUAUGUAAGGAGCUCCUAUGAGUGGGAAAUCCCAAAAUCCCAGAUGGGAAUGGUGCCAGGAGACUCCCCCCCUCAUUACCGCCACGAUGAUGAGUUUGAAGAGGAGUGCGAGAUGGAGCCAGAGCAUCCUGCCCGCCCGCUCUCACUCUCCUCAACUGAUCAGCCGUUCCGUUCACCGUUCUACGGGGAGGAGUGCAGCCGGGGAGGGCAUGACGACGAGGAUGACUAUGACGACAGCGAUCGGGAUGCACCCAUAGGAGCCACCUCCUCUUAUACCAGCCGCUCCUCUCCAGGAUAUUCAUCUUCUGAGUACAGGCAACGCAAAGAAGACCUCUCACCUUCCUUCAUCAACCCCUGCAUGCGGCAACUCUCCAGCGACGAGGACGAUGAGGAGCAAGGCCGCAGAAGUGAUCAGUCGCAGGAGGGUGACGAGCACGACCUCUCAGUCAAGAGAAGGGCUCACAAGCACGCCCAUCAAAACCAAUCCCACAGCAGGGACAGCAGUUCUCUGCACCAAACUGGCGGGAUGUCAGCAGGAUUAGGCUUGGCCACAGAGGACACUCCACCCACCUCGGUCAGCGAGUCUCUGGCCUCCCAGUCAGAUUCUGAUGCACCCCCGGGCACUGAAGAAUACCCUUCAGCUACUGGUGAAGGCAACAUGGACUCAGAUGAGGAUGCUGACUACAUGCCAGUCGAUAAAGCUGCCCUAGGAGGAGGCAGCCACCACUUUACCUCCAGAAGGAACCACGAUCCUCCUCCUGCUCCCCUCAUGGAUCCUUCCCCACACCCCCCACGGCCAGACGUUUGCAUGGUGGAUCCCGACUCUUUAGACAACGGCUCCCUGAAGAAAGAGCCAAAAACUAAGAGCUUAAAGAAGACUGCAGGCAAAACCAAAUCAGGAUCACCAGCUAGGCGCAAGCGGUCUCCUAUGCCUGUCAAACAGACGCAGUCUCCUCGUAGUGCUUCGCUGAAAAAGAAGGAGGCCGACAAGAGCUCGCGGAUGUCUCGUCUUUCAGAUGGACAGGGCUCCAAAGAUGACGACCUGUCCAGGUCAAGCUACAACCCUGGCAAAGGGCUGACUAAUGGUGUCAAAAGCAGUUCAGGUUCUCAGAAGUCAGGCUCUGUGGCUGCUCCUGGCCAACCCAUUUAUGUGGAUCUGACUUACAUUCCCAACCACUGCAGUGCCAAGAAUGUGGACCAAGAGUUUUUCAAACGCAUUCGCUCCGCAUACUAUGUGGUGAGUGGCAACGAUGCAGCGAGCGGCGAACCGAGCCGAGGAGUCCUUGAUGCACUGUUGGACGGCAAAGCUCAGUGGGGAUCAAACCUACAGGUCACCCUCAUCCCCACCCACGACACUGAGGUGACCCGUGAAUGGUACCAGCAGACGCACGAGAGGCAGCAGGAGCUCAACAUCAUGGUCCUGGCCUCCAGCAGCACCGUUGUCAUGCAGGAUGAGUCUUUCCCAGCUUGCAAGAUCGAGUUUUAAGAUCCAGCCUUUGUCUCCUCUCUCCUCUCCUACUGGCCUCCCCAGUGUACAUCAGUUUUUAUUUACUCUUCUCUAUAGCCCGAUAUGCAAACGUCUGUCUGCCCCAGUUACUUGUAUUUGAGUCCCUUUGUGUGAAACAGAUCUGGGUAACUGUCCGUGUUUUCUAGAUUUUUAUUUAUUUAUAAGGUUUUUGUGGCUAUCACCAUUUGUAUAACGGAGUCGUUUUUUUAAUUGUUCACUGCAAUCUUAAUACUUAGUCGUGUGAAGGGAAGAGUUUUAUUUUCUGUCCCUUAACCGGAUUUU